Messenger RNA from Anopheles darlingi, 3592 nucleotides. It is a transcript of the gene Fas1, whose product is annotated as fasciclin-1. The record is from RefSeq and is a predicted model, not a curated record. The transcript is spliced from 11 exons. NCBI's taxonomy places the organism in Eukaryota, Metazoa, Arthropoda, Insecta, Diptera, Culicidae. Bases 719 to 2866 code for a protein of 715 amino acids.
GUGCACGGUCGUGGACGCGGACCAUCGUCGUCGUCGUCGUCGUCGUAUUCAUCAGUGGUGUUCCUGUUUGUGCCUUCACCUUUUGUGUCCACUGUUGCUAGUUAGAGAGUGUCUUAUUUUCUUCUCGGAGUGUACAGCAAGUGUGUUCCGUGUGCCUUUUGGUCUUUACCCCAGCAGAUCGAUCGCCACUCGUAUUCCCUCCGCGAGAGAGAGCGCGCGCCCGUGGGGAAUGCCAUCGAUCGUCGAUCGUCGUUAAGACCAUAACAAAGCGUAACAACAACAACAGCAUCCCCCGCCCCCGCCCAAUCAACACCAACCAGCCCUAUAAAUUCCGUGUUUUUCGGUGGCUUCUGUGACGAUCGUGCGGUUCGCGAGAUGCAUUAGCACCGCCAUUACCCCCUGCCCGCGCAACCGCGCCCUUGUUUUGGGGCCAAACAACUGCAAUCAAACCCCCGUACACUCCGUGCCGAGCGGCGGGCUCCGGGUGUACGAAAUUCAUCUUUCAAGAGGCACAUUGCACUCUGUGCCACCACCACCCCAGGUGCAGAAGAAGAUCUACACAGCAGAAAGACCGUCGGCGCGAUCGCGCGCCGAUCGUUCAGACCGCGGGCGCCACACCUUACUGCACGCAACGCAACGAGAAGGAGAGAGAGAAAGAGAGCGAGCGUUUGUGUGGCUCUGUGUGUGUGUUGCGAACGGCCAACGGUGUCCGGCAAUAAUGGUGGUGGUCGGGUUGUACUCGCGGACGCGGACGACCAUGGUUGCUGGGCCUGGAUGGUUCGGGCUGGCGUGGCUGAUGUUGCUAGCGUUCCUGGUGGUGGUAGCGCCGCACGGUGGUGAGGCGCUCAAGACGACCGACGGUUCCCGGUACCCGGUGGAGCGGCGCAUCCGGGAGGAUCCGGAUCUAUCGGAGUUCUAUUCGAUGGUCGAGCGGGAUCCGACGCUGAUGCAGAUGAUGAAGCGUGAGGCGAUGACCGUGUUCGCCCCGACGAAUCGCGCCUUCCAAAGCUUCACUGGCAACAUGAAUGUGCUCUACCACGUCCUUCCCGAGUGGGUACCGCUGGAUCGGCUCGAUUAUCGGCUCGAGACGCUUGCUAACAGGGCGGUGGUGUUCAUUACCCGGCGCAAGAUACCGAUCGAAUCGCAAUACGAGGUGUUCGUGAACAAUGCGCAGAUCCUGGACCUUCGCGCCGCCAACCACAGCUACAGGAGCGAAACGAACAAGCAGCAGGCGCUCUACAUUAUCGGCGAUGUGUUGCUCGCGGUACCGACGUUUGGUGAAACCGAGAGGCUGGGUGGUAGCAGCGGUGACGGCGUGGUCGCGCACCGCAUCAGCACCUGGGAUUUGCUGGUACACUCGGAAUCGAGCUUCUUCGGCACGUUUCGUCUCGGACCGUUGAGGAAGCAGGUGACGCAACAGCAGCAGGAACACCUGUACCGUGGUCAGGGUUUUCACACGUUUUUCCUGCCCGUUGAGCAAAGCUAUAAGCCACGUUCCAGCCUGACGCGACUCGAUCGGGUGGGACUGGAGGGCCAUGUCAUCCCGGACCGGGUACUGUUCACCGCCUGCGCUCCGUACAACGAACCCCUGCAGACGCUGGCAUUUGGCGAGAACGUCAAGAUCACGAUCAGCUUCGUUAGCUACGGCACAGGGCGCGAUGCACGUGUGUACGUGAUGUCGCGAACGGCGCUACCGAAUGCACGACUCGCCUCUGGCACAGUGAUCGCGCAGAUCGUCAAGGCUAACCUGCCGGUCAGCAAUGGGGUGGUGCACCUGAUCAACCGUCCGCUGGUCGUGGUUGACAAUAAAAUCGCACAGGCGCUGCAGGAGGACGAGGAUGGGAUAUUUUCCAAGUUUUACGAUUUGAUUGCAGACUACGGACCGGAUUUCUUCGCAGCAUUGCAAACGGGAAGCGGUCCCAAGACGCUGCUUGUCCCCGACAAGGCAGCAGUCAGCCGGAUCCAGGAGUCCAAGUACCUCAACGAUCGCAAGAAGAUGAUGGAGGUGUUUAGAAUGCAUCUGAUACAGGAGUCGCUACCGAUCGAUCGAAUCAGGCGUUCCAGCACCGGUGUGAUUGGUCAUUAUGCGACGGCAGCGCCCAACAUGUUCGUCUACUUCGAUUUGCAGCAGAACCAGCAAUCGCACGAGUCGAUCGUCACUGUCGAAGGGGGUGGGGUGAACGCAACCGUCCUGUUGCCGGACAUUACCACCGUCGACGGUUAUAUCCACGUGAUCGAUCGUGUUCUUGGGCUGCCGCACAUGAACGUGCGCGAGAAACUCGAAACCGAUCCAAUGCUCAACCUGUCGUACGAGUUGGGCAUGCUCAAUCGGUUCAAUGAGCAGCUGAACAAAACGACCAGACGGUACACCUUCUUUGUGCCGCGCGAUCAGGCCUGGGUCAACUGGUUCACCAAGCGGACCUCGAGAAGGCUGGACGUGUUUCUCCAACACCCGGACAAGGUGCGUUCCGUUAUGGAACGGCAUCUGAUCAUCGCCGAUCGAGUGUUCCGGAUGAGUGAGCUAAAGAGCAUGUCGCCCGAGUCGCUGAUCCUGCCUACCAGCACCAACUCGGCCCCAUUGCGGCUUCGCGUGCGCCUAGAAGAUCGACGCUUUUUCAUCAAGUGGAAGGAGGGUGGCAACUGGAUCAGUGUGUUCCGGCACGAUAUCGAGUGCACCAACGGCAUCAUACACGUGCUCGACGAGCCGCUGAUGCUGGACACCGAUAUACCUGAGGCAACUAGCAGCGCCGCUGGUGGACUCAUCAGCACUCGGAGCAUACUCAUCAUCGUGGGCUGUACGAGCGGUGCUCCUGCAUGGUUUCUGCUGCUGGCGUUGGCACGCUGCAUCUCAACCAUCUGGCAGUAACUGGUAGUGUGCGGUACGUUGAAUGAAGCGGGUGAGUGGCCAACACAGUACCAAAAUCUCCUUCCUGCAUCGUUUGCCUUACCCCGAAGCUUUAAACUGAUUUACUUGGCUGGUCGUGAUACUGGACCACAAGUACACCAGUCACAGGAUUAGUUUAAAGCUGCCAUUCCGUUUUGAUUGUAAGUCUUCAUUAGGGUUUUAGGAUCUCUCUUUCUCUCUAGCAUUACGAGCGAUGUGGAGCAGCGUCGAUGUGUUAUACACACACACACACACACACACACAUACAUAUAUACACACAAACACACGUACGUUUCCUCCCAUCACUACCAUAAGGAGGUGCGAAAUGUUGUAUUAUGGAAUUUCUAUUUACAUGUAAACCGCUGAAUUUAUACAAGGAAACAAACAAACAAACAAACAAAACGAGAAUCGUAACCGUUUGCACUGGGCAUGCGGUGGUAGUAAUAGACGGCCAACUUUCUAGCGAUAAGCAUGUGUGCGUGUGUGAGAAUGAAAUGUAAGGACGUUUUCGGACGAUGAGCCGGAGCGACGCGUAGGUGGGUGCGACGCGCGAGAGGCAAAUGUAUUUUUCUGAAUUGAACUUUUGAAUCUCGAUAAUGUACUAGAGAUCCCAGCAAGAACUAGAUGCGUAAAUUAAAGCCAGCUGUGUAUGUGACAAUUGAAUAGAACGUGUGUUUUGGAUUUGAGAAAAUUAAGUCUUUGCGGACC